AGUCUGGGUGGAAGAACACAGAGCAGUGCCGCGUCCGCCUCCCUCCCCAAAGCCGGGACAGCGCAGGGAUCUGCCGUUCCUGCCCGCGUGCUGAGGCUGGGACUGUCACUCAUUCUCUGAUCAGCUCCCGAAAGCAGCUCGGAAGCCGCUGGAUAAAAAAAAAAAAAAGGAAAAAAAAGGGGGAAAAAAUCAAACUGAUUUCUCCCUCCCGCUAGCUUAGAAACGGGGCAGCUGUGCAUCGCUAGGUCGGUUGGGCUCUCUGGGGGGGGCCAUUCUGGACGUUCUUCUUUCCCCCCCUUUUUCCUCCCCCCCUCUUUCCUCCUCGCCUGGCAUCUCCCGGGUUGACCCACCCAGGUUCCUAUUGAAGAAGGGGGAUUAAGAGCAACCCGGCAGCACCACAUCUGUAUCUCCGUCCAGAGCAAAGAAUCUAUGCAGCGCAACUUCCGCGGCGGCCGGCCGGUGACAAUGCUCCAAAGCACGGACCUCGUCUGGGCUUGGCUCCUUCUGGGCACCGCAGUCUCUCUUCAGGUGAACAUAGUUCCAAAUAAGGUGGAGGUGCCUGUUGGAGAAUCCAAAUUUUUCUUAUGUCAAGUGACCGGUGAUGCCAAAUCCAAAGAAAUCUUCUGGUUUGCCCCCAAUGGUGAUAAGCUGACGACAAACCAGCAGCACAUUUCCGUGGUCCGGUCAGAUGACUCUUCCACUCUCACCAUCUACAACGCUAACAUCGAUGACGCCGGCAUCUAUAAAUGUGUGGUCUCCAGUGAGGAAGGGGAAGAAGAAGCCACCCUCAACGUGAAGAUCUUUCAGAAGCUGACCUUCCAACAUGCUCCCAGCCCACAGGAGUUCAAAGAAGGAGAAGAUGCAGUUAUUAUCUGUGAUAUUGUCUCCUCGCUGCCUCCAACGAUUAUGUGGAAGCACAUGGGCAGAGAUGUGGUCCUGAAGAAAGAUGUGAGGUUUGUGGUGUUGAGCAAUAACUACCUCCAGAUCAGAGGGAUAAAGAAAAGCGACGAGGGCAUGUAUCGCUGCGAGGGGAGGAUCUUGGCCCGGGGAGAGGUGGACUUCAGGGAUAUCCGGAUCAUCGUGAAUGUGCCUCCCACCGUUCGCUCUCGGCAGGGAACGGUCAACGCCACUGCCAACCUCAGCCAGUCAGUCAAGCUGGUGUGCGACGCUGAUGGCUUCCCAGAGCCCAUCAUCAGCUGGGCCAAGGAUGGAGAACUAAUAGAACGAGGGGAGGAUGAGGAAAAGUACGGCUUCAGUUAUGAUGGUUCUGAGCUGACCAUCCACAGGGUGGAGAAGAACGAUGAGGCCGAGUACGUGUGCAUUGCCGAGAACAAAGCAGGAGAGCACGACGCCACCGUCCACCUCAAAGUCUUCGCAAAACCCCAAAUCACCUUUGUGGAGAACAAAACUGCAAUGGAGCUGGAAGACCAGAUCAUUUUGACCUGCGAGGCCUCUGGAGAUCCCAUCCCCUCCAUCACUUGGAGGACUUCUUCCCGAAACAUCAGCAGUGAAGAGAAGACCCUAGAUGGACGCAUUGAAGUCCGCAGCCACGCUCGCGUCUCUUCCCUGACCCUGAAGGACAUUCAGUACACCGAUGCCGGGGAGUACACCUGCAUAGCCAGCAACACCAUUGGGCAGGAUUCCCAAGUCAUGUACCUAGAAGUUCAGUAUGCUCCAAAGCUGCAGGGCCCUGUUGCGGUUUAUACCUGGGAAGGUAACCCAGCAAACAUCACCUGCGAAGUCUUUGCUUACCCCAGCGCUGUCAUCUCAUGGUUCCGGGAUGGGCAGCUGCUACCCAGCUCCAACUACAGCAACAUCCGGAUCUACAACACACCAGCCGCCAGUUACCUGGAGGUGACGCCAUAUUCAGAAAAUGAUUUUGGGAAUUACAACUGCACAGCAGCCAACCGGAUUGGCCAGGAAUCCUCCGAGUUCAUCCUUGUGCAAGCAGAUACGCCCUCUGCGCCUUCCAUUGAGAAAGUGGAGCCCUACUCCAGCACAGCUCAGAUCAGAUUUGAUGAACCGGAGGCCACCGGGGGUGUCCCCAUUCUCUGGUACAAGGCGGAGUGGAGAGCCAUGGGAGAGGAAGACUGGCACACCAGAAUCUACGAUGCCAAGGAAGCCAACACCGAAGGCAUCUUCACGGUCAUUGGCUUGAAGCCAGAAACCACGUACGCCAUCCGACUGACGGCCAUCAACGGCAAAGGCACCGGGGAGAUCAGCUCCCCCUCCGACUUCAAGACCCAGCCAGUUCGGGAGCCCAGCGCACCAAAGCUGGAAGGCCACAUGGGAGAAGACGGGAACUCCAUCAAAGUGAACCUCAUCAAGCAAGACGACGGGGGAUCCCCCAUCCGCCACUAUCUCAUUAAAUACAGAAUUAAACAAUCUCUUGACUGGAAGCCGGAAAUCCGCCUCCCUUCGGGCAGCGACCACGUCAUGCUCAAGUCGCUCGACUGGAACGCCGAGUACGAAGUCACCGUCGUGGCGGAGAACCAGCAAGGGAAGUCUAAGCCAGCGCGCUACGCUUUCAGGACUUCGGCCCAGCCCACCAUCAUCCCAGCCAGCACAACCCCGACGUCAGGACUGGGCACAGCCGCCAUCGUGGGCAUCCUCAUCGUCAUCUUCGUCCUUCUGUUGGUGGCCGUGGACAUCACCUGCUACUUCCUGAACAAGUGCGGCCUUUUCAUGUGCAUCGCCGUCAACCUGUGUGGAAAAUCGGGUCCCGGCGCGAAGGGGAAGGACAUGGAAGAGGGCAAAGCUGCCUUCUCGAAGGACGAGUCAAAGGAGCCCAUCGUUGAGGUCCGGACAGAAGAGGAACGGACUCCAAAUCACGACGGAGGCAAACACACAGAACCCAACGAGACCACCCCACUCACUGAGCCAGAGCACCCUGCCGACACCGUGGCAGCCACAGAGGACAUGAUGCCGUCCGUGACCACAGUCACCACAAACUCUGACACCAUCACCGAGACCUUUGCCACGGCCCAAAAUAGCCCCACCAGUGAGACCACCACCCUAACCUCCAGCAUCACACUGCCGGACACCCCCAUACCCAAUGCCACCGCUGGGGCCCCCAGCCAGGGCACGCCUUCCAAAGCGGCCGCGGCCCCUUCGCCCCCACUGGCCUCCGCCCCCAAAGUGGCUCCCCUGGUGGACCUCAGUGACACCCCCAUAUCCCCUCAGGCUGCCGGCAAUUUAUCCUCCAAUGUCCUCAACCACCAGGGGGCGGUGUUGAGCCCCAGCUCCACCGCCAAGGGGCCCGAGGCUCCCAAGGGCCCUGCUGUUGCCUCCCCGCCCUCAAAUCAAGCCAGCCUUCCAGCCUCAUCUGAGCCCAAGCAGGAGGCAGCCUCCAGUGCCAGAAGCCCAGAGAAGGAAGCCGCGCGGACCAGCGCUGCAAAGAGCCCGACGGAGGCACCGAAGACCGCGGGGGGCCAGAAAGGCGAGGCGGCCCCAGCGGGCACCAGAAACCCUCCUCAGAAUGAGGACUUUAAAAUGGACGAGGGGACCUUCCAGACGCCCGAUCUUGACCUUGCCAAGGAUGUUUUUGCCGCACUGGGUACAGCGGCCCCCGCUGCCGAAGCCCCAGCCGCAGCCCCCGCAGCCACCCUGGAGACCUCGGCAUCGCCAGCACCUGCCAAGACAGAGAAAAAUGCUGUAGAAGAAAAGCCGGCCGUUCCCGCCACAGACGCCAACAAAGCAGCCCCCGCAGAAGUGAAGACGGUCCCCAACGAAGCCACACAAACAAAUGAAACCGAGAGCAAAGCAUGAUGGGCGCCGGGGCCAAAAAAGCAGAGCAGACGGAAAUUUAAACAAACAAACAAAAAUUGACAGAACAGCUUCACCUGAGCAUUUAAAACACAAAAAAUACACAUCUCAUUCCUCUAGUGUCUUUGCCUUUUUUAAAUGAAAACAGACAAAAAAAAAAUGCAUACAAUGGGGAAAAUGUGUUUGGUUAUUUGGGGGGGGGGUUGUUUUUAUUAGGGCUUGGUUUUUUUUUUUUCCUGUUUUGUUUUUUGUUCGGGUAGGUUUGUAGAAAGAAUCUUACUUCAUGUGCACUUGCUUUUAAGAGGAAAGGAAAUUCCCCCCUCCCUUUGCCCCCCCACUUCUUCUACUACCACUUCUUCGAGGACAGACGUCCGUCCGCGGUCUCGAUAGAACAGCAGGCAGUCCGUGCAAAACAUCCGUGUGAAUGAACCCAAACUUUACUACUGCAAAUUUAGGGAGAAUCAGAAAGAGAAUUAGCAAGGCGUGGCUGAGUAGAAUCUUUUUAUUUUUAUAUAUUCCAGCUAAGUUGAGAAAAACCUGUACAGUCUCGUCAGUAAAUUCGCCAUUUCUUCCCCUUUUUUUCCCCUGGUCGAUUCCGAAAUUCCUUCUGUGUGUGUUUGUCAUUCCGGCCGUUCCCCGCCCCCCACCGUCCCCCUUAACUGACUCCUGUUCUCAUGUGUUGAAGCCUGUGGGGAGGUCACACAGCUGUUCAUCUCUGGGGCAAAACCCUUGGCAAUGAGCCCCUCGGUUCAUUUCCGUGGGUUUCCUGGAAGAUGCUCCCCGCUGACUUGCGCCCUUCGAACCUUUAAUUUUAAUUCCUAUCCUUGCAUUGAGGAAGAAUGCGUUGGGCAGCUUUGGGAAGUCGAGUUUCAAACCACAGUAUUCUCCAUUCGUUUGUUCUCUUCUGUUUUUGUGGGUGGGGGGGGAGGAAGGGGUUUCUUUUUCGUUUGUUUGUUUUUGCCAACAUUUUUUUUUCUUCCAGUGUUUACAGUCAACGAAAUGUUUGUUGUUUUUUUUAAAGAAAAAAAACUGUUGUGUUUAAAAGUCUAUGUAAAAUAGCUGCCUUUCUAGAGAGCGAAAGAGAGAGUGAGAGAGAGAGAAAGAGAGAGAGAGAGAAAGAGAGAGAGAGAGAGAUUGACAGAGAAACGAAAAUGCUAUAUAGAUAAUAGAUGGGCCAGCAUGUUUGCUUUGCAGAGGGCGACGUUUUAAAAUAUGGAUGUUUACAGUAGAUGUUUUCCCUUUUAUCUUUCUUUUAAUUAUUAUUGGUUUUUUUAAAUUUUUAAUUCUUACUAAAGUAAGAAAAUCAUGUAACCCUCCCUUUUCCUUGAUCCUUCUUUUGAUAGAGAUGGGCUAAUUAAGGGCCAGCUGGUGUCUUGGUCCAAGCUAGUUCCUUGAGAAGCAUGCAGGAAACUCUUAAAGCACCCCGUUGAAGGAAGUUGAGUUUGGGAAGGCAGGAAUGUAGCCCCCCACCCCCAAAAAAGGAGAUUUUACGAAGUGCUUGAGUUGAAGGGAGAAUAUCUCCAUGUGGUGCUAAGCCUGCCCCCCCUCCCCCACUAGAAUCCACGAAGGUUAACUUGGCUGUGAUGCCCAGAUGGUUCCUUCUCAAUACCUCCCUCUUACCAACAGUUUUUCUUGUGACCCUCAAGAGAGCAUCUGGGAUGGGUUGCUCUCCGCUGCAAAAACAGGGAGUUUGGGAACAUCGGUAGGUCGCUCACGUCCAGGUUGGGGGCAGCGGGCAGCGGCCCCUCCUGCUGUUUGAAAACGGUUCCUUCCUAACUUAAUAUAUUUGAUGAAUUAUAUAUUGUGUUGAAUUUCAGGAGCCAGUUAAUCGUGGCCUGGUUUCGGAAGAAUAACCGUACUGUAAAUGCAAAUGUCAUGGACGCUGUUGGCCAAGUUGAACCAUGAGGGUACUUCUGUGGCCCCUGACAGCGUCUUCCCUGGAGGUUUCUUGGAGUGCAGUCCAAAUGUAUGUAUAUAAAUAUGCCUAAGGCUGGGAUGUAAGCACUGUAAAUCUGUCUUAAAAGAAUGUAUAGACUGAGGGCGGCGCGUCUUCGGCUGGACCCGGCUGGCAAAGACACAGUCUGCCCCAAACUUCAGCCCCCAAAGGGCGUCUGAGCUCUGGCGGCCAAUCCGGAGGGCGUCCAUCCUGAUUUCUGGCUGGGGUGGGGGGGAGUGAGUGGGUGGGGGCAGUGAGAAGCCAUUCAGCAAAAGAUUCAAAAGCUUGGCUUGGUAGCCCCCAGCAUUGCCAAUUCCCAUUCAGUUCAGAAAGACCUUUUUAAAGACCUUUCAGGAGAGCAAAGUUUGACUUUCCCAAAUCCAUGUAGUUAGAACUGAGAUCUUCCUCAAAUGGCCAUUAGUGCCUCAAAAUCGGCCUUUGGCACAGUGAGGGGCCUUUUUUGGGGGGGGGCAUUUGACCCCUUGGAGAAAAGAAGCAGUGGCUUAGGUUGAAGUCUCUGGUGAUAGAGGAUUUGGUUCCUUUCAGCUUGGGUGGUUGUGGUUUCCUUUUCCAGGACUCUUUCAUAAGCUGUAGGUCAGCCAAAAGAGAAUCUGGAGUCUCCCUUGCCUGAUGCAAAAAUCUGGCCCAAAAAAGGGGUUUGCAAAAGGAGUGGGGGGGUUCUAGAUUGCAUCUACUGAUCUAGAACGCCCUUAGGAAAUCGUCAGUGGUUCAAAAAAAAACCACACCCCAUAAUUGGGGUUUGAAUUGGGCUUCUUCUUGUCAGAAUGUUAAGUGGACCAAAGAAAGAUUUCAUUAGUCUGAUUGUUCUUGGCCAGAGUAGUGCUGUUUGAAGGCAAGGAUGACUCCUGGGUCGUUCUAAGAGACCGGUAAAGUGCAAAGCCAACUUUCACGAAUUUCUGCGAGGGCUCUUUGGGCCUAAAAAAAAACUCCUGUCAUCUUAGCUUUUUAAGAAAUUAUUCUUCUGCCAAUGGGAAUGUGGAAAAAGGGAGAGAGAAGUGGAAAAGGACAGCCCUUUUGUAAAAAAAACAAACAAAAGCAAAUAUAUAUAUAUCGUUUUCUUUUUUUUUCUUUUUAAUCAUUAGAUCUGCAAGCUUGUGCACUGUGGGUGCGUGAAUAUCUUAAUGUGAAAUGUGUUCUUUGUCAUAGUAACCAAUUUUUUUUUAAAUUAAAAAAAAAAGAGGAAAAAAAAACCUUCAACAUAGUUCGAAUGUGGAAAAGCGUAGCAGGGAUAGUUUGGGUGAUCGAGGAAAAACAAAAACACACACAAAUAAAUUCCGAACUCUUUGGGUUCAGGAGAUGUAAAAAAAAAAAAGGAGAAGAAGAAGAGGCGACCGCUGUUCUUUUGACCACAGAGUAGUUCGUCUUUCAAUAAAUGUAAAAUCUGUGAAA
Ahaetulla prasina is the source of this 7111-nucleotide messenger RNA. RefSeq names its product neural cell adhesion molecule 1 (gene NCAM1). The coding region runs from base 430 to 3768 and encodes 1112 amino acids. Gene Ontology annotation, molecular function: protein binding. The record is from RefSeq and is a predicted model, not a curated record. The transcript has 19 exons. Gene Ontology annotation, biological process: cell adhesion. Gene Ontology annotation, cellular component: membrane. NCBI's taxonomy places the organism in Eukaryota, Metazoa, Chordata, Lepidosauria, Squamata, Colubridae.